Molecule: messenger RNA, 532 nt
Organism: Acaulospora colombiana
Lineage: Eukaryota; Fungi; Glomeromycota; Glomeromycetes; Diversisporales; Acaulosporaceae
Source: the annotation of a GenBank genome assembly
CGGAGACAGUCAGCCUUGGAUGGAUUUAUACGAAACUCUCUUACCGAAUCAGAGCACAGGUCCAACGUUCUUCCCGUAAACGAAAAGAUGCUGCUAAGGUCUCCAGAGAUAUCUCUAUCAGGCGCUGUUCAACUCUUCAAGGCGCUAGUUCAUCGCCCAGUUGAUGAUGGGGAUCUGAAAUACGCUGCCGAAGCAAUUCUCACUCCCGUUUCAACAGGAAAAUCAACUGGACCUGAACACCGACAGGCAAUAUACUCCCUUUUGGCAUUUAUUCCUCCCUCUCUACAAAUAUCAUCUCUUAUCAUUAAGAUUGUCAGUCCUCUUAUGGAAAAAGAGACCAAUGACCCAGUCUUAUCCGCCAUCUCGGAGGCACUGCCAAAGCACAUUGUAUCUGUUUUCCAAAAUUCGGGUCAACUAGAACGCGUCACAAUUUCGAUUAUCAUAAAAGAAAUGUCAUCAGUGAAGCCAGCAUCUCGUAGAGCGGCAGUUUCGAUGAUUGGCCAAGUUUUCUGGAAGCUUUCUCUCUUGGUCA